AUGGACGAGGAUCAAGAGCCUAAGCAUCCGAACAAUGUUCUUUUAUUUCGAUUAGCUAUUUCAAAUAACUUUAAACACAUUGCGGAGUCAGUGAGUGAAGAUGCCUUUCGCGAAAUCCUGACGAUUUUGAAAUCGAAGCCGAAAAUUGCACAAAAAUUGCACAAGGCGAUGUUCAAGGAACUGUAUGACAACAUGAAGGAUGAUCUGGAGGAAGUAUUGAGCGAAGGAAGUUUAAACCAGGGUUUGGAAAAGAUUGCGAAAUUGUCGGAUGCAGAUUCUUCCAUGAUUGGAGAUGCUUGGAGGCCACCCGGAAACGUGUCCUUACAUUUACGUUCAUUGGACGCGCAGGUAAUUAAAGAAGAAAGCGACUUAUUGGAGAAACAAGUAAACGCGAUAGAAGAAGAAAAUACAACUUUAAUGAAAGAAAUUGCGAAUAGGAGAACGAAAAUAAAUGUAAUAAACGAUAGUAUAUCAUGGUGUUUGAAUAGGUCACCGAUAGCGAUAGAUUUAUUAGAAAAAAGACUAGAAGGGUUGCAAAAGUGUCUAAUAUUGUUAGACAAUAAAUGA
This is a messenger RNA of Habropoda laboriosa, 567 nucleotides long. RefSeq lists its product as uncharacterized. NCBI's taxonomy places the organism in Eukaryota, Metazoa, Arthropoda, Insecta, Hymenoptera, Apidae. The record is from RefSeq and is a predicted model, not a curated record. The coding region runs from base 1 to 567 and encodes 188 amino acids. Gene Ontology annotation, cellular component: MIS12/MIND type complex. The transcript has 3 exons.